AUGCGCCUUCUUAUACUAGCUGUGUUAUGUGGUCUUGCCACGGCAGCGGUUUACCGGCAUCCAAUGCUGUGGAAGAAAUCAAGAAAGAUCCAAAUGAUUGAACGAGGAGUCUACGCCCAGUACCUUCAACGACUUGAAUCACUACGCUAUGUUAUGAACCUUGACACGAUGGGACAACGGGACUACGAGUACGUAGGAAACAUUACCAUCGGUACACCUGGUCAGCCGUUCGUCGUGGUACUUGACACCGGUUCUGCUAACCUAUGGGUCCCACAUACAAAAUGCGAGUGA
Messenger RNA from Ostertagia ostertagi, 291 nucleotides. Lineage: Eukaryota; Metazoa; Nematoda; Chromadorea; Rhabditida; Trichostrongylidae. The record is from the annotation of a GenBank genome assembly.